Messenger RNA from Physeter macrocephalus (sperm whale), 2178 nucleotides. RefSeq names its product G protein subunit beta 1 (gene GNB1). The record is from RefSeq and is a predicted model, not a curated record. Gene Ontology annotation, molecular function: signaling receptor complex adaptor activity; protein binding. Gene Ontology annotation, cellular component: heterotrimeric G-protein complex; cytoplasm. The coding region runs from base 252 to 1274 and encodes 340 amino acids. Lineage: Eukaryota; Metazoa; Chordata; Mammalia; Artiodactyla; Physeteridae. The transcript has 12 exons. Gene Ontology annotation, biological process: G protein-coupled receptor signaling pathway.
GGCGCGGGAGUGGAGCAGCCGCCGCGGGACCGACAGACCGAGCCUCGCCGGUGCACCUGCCCGCAGCGCCCGCGGAGCGGCCCGAGCGCGACCAUCUCCCGGAGCGGCGGCUGAGGCGGCGGGGAGCGGGCGCGGCAGGCGGGACGCGGUGUUGAGACAAUUUUACAUGUUUUGGAGACCAGACCAGAAGCACUUCUGAAUUAAGAUCUAAGAUUCUUUGAGGUGGCUUUGAAGAGCACUAAGAUUAGAAGAUGAGUGAACUUGACCAGUUACGGCAGGAGGCCGAACAGCUUAAAAACCAGAUUAGAGAUGCUAGAAAAGCGUGUGCAGAUGCAACUCUCUCCCAGAUCACAAACAACGUCGACCCAGUGGGAAGAAUCCAGAUGCGUACCAGGAGAACGCUAAGAGGGCACUUGGCCAAAAUCUACGCCAUGCACUGGGGCACGGAUUCCAGGCUUCUAGUUAGUGCCUCACAGGAUGGUAAGCUCAUCAUCUGGGAUAGCUACACCACAAACAAGGUUCAUGCCAUCCCUCUGCGUUCCUCGUGGGUCAUGACGUGUGCAUAUGCACCUUCUGGCAACUAUGUGGCCUGCGGUGGCCUGGAUAACAUUUGCUCCAUUUACAAUCUGAAAACUCGUGAAGGGAAUGUACGUGUGAGUCGUGAACUGGCUGGACAUACAGGUUACCUGUCCUGCUGCCGUUUUCUGGAUGACAAUCAGAUUGUUACCAGCUCUGGAGACACCACCUGUGCCCUGUGGGACAUUGAGACCGGCCAGCAGACGACCACGUUCACUGGACACACCGGCGAUGUCAUGAGCCUUUCGCUUGCUCCGGACACCAGACUGUUUGUCUCUGGUGCUUGUGAUGCUUCAGCCAAACUCUGGGACGUGCGAGAAGGGAUGUGCCGGCAGACCUUCACCGGCCACGAGUCCGACAUCAACGCCAUCUGUUUCUUUCCAAAUGGCAAUGCGUUUGCCACUGGCUCGGACGAUGCUACCUGCAGGCUGUUCGACCUCCGUGCGGAUCAGGAGCUCAUGACUUAUUCCCAUGACAACAUCAUCUGCGGGAUCACCUCCGUCUCCUUCUCCAAGAGCGGGCGCCUCCUCCUCGCAGGGUACGACGACUUCAACUGCAACGUCUGGGACGCCCUCAAGGCCGACAGGGCAGGGGUCUUGGCCGGGCAUGACAACCGCGUCAGCUGCCUGGGGGUGACUGACGACGGGAUGGCUGUGGCAACAGGGUCCUGGGACAGCUUCCUCAAGAUCUGGAACUGACACCAACAGCAGCAGGUGGACGCCGCUGUGACUGGAAGACCAUUCCAACCUUGGAGCGUUACAGUGAUAGCAUUUCCAAUCCACCCCUACUAACGCGGACGCCCUGCACCCCUCAGAACUUCAAAAGGGCAAGACCUUUUCCCUUCACUUAUUGCUGAAACCAAGAGCACAAUUCCCAUUAAGAGAAGAAUCUCUGUGCUGUAAACUAAAACAAAUCGUGCAUUCCUUCCGGGACCAUUGUCUUUGUUUUUCUUUUUCUUUUUUUUUUUCGUCUCUUUUCUUUUCUUUUUUUUUUUUUUGUCUUGAAUGAAUUUAAAAGGAAAUACUAUAAUAAAAAUGUUAACCAGAAGGUAAACUUGAGUGUAAUUGUAAGACAGACACACUUUUUUACUAGUUUCUUUGAAUUCUAGAUCAGUGAUCCUGUUUUGUGAUGUUCAUGGAAAACAAGUGAGGACUUCAUCUUGUAAUUGAUUCUAAGUUUCAGAUUGUGUUUGUAACAGGAUUUUGCAGACAUUCAUAUUUCCUUCUUAAAAUAUAUUCCUUUCUGUUCAGUAGUUAAACAGAGAAAGAGGGUCUAGUGCAGCCUCUCUGGAAUUGUUAAUGAUGUAAAUUUAGUCCCUAGUUUUUUUACUUUUCGUCUCGUGUCACAUGAUCGUUGUGUGCACACACGGCAUAGAAGGAUGAUGCUGAGAAGUCAAGGAACAGAGCACGCGCGCCGUGGACGAACAGUGAACACCAGUCAGGCACCUUUGCUCCCCAACCCGCCCUCUCUACCUUCUCAGUUCAGUUUUGAAUCUCACCCCGGGUCUCCUUGUGAAGUUGGAGGGAAGUUUAUACAACAGCAACAGCGCGACACCACCCUGUGCCCCACCCUGACCGCCAGGAGCCUCUGUUCUCAGGCGAG